Acanthopagrus latus (yellowfin seabream) is the source of this 1922-nucleotide messenger RNA. RefSeq names its product transmembrane protein 38B (gene tmem38b). The coding region runs from base 363 to 1337 and encodes 324 amino acids. Gene Ontology annotation, cellular component: membrane. The transcript is spliced from 6 exons. The record is from RefSeq and is a predicted model, not a curated record. Gene Ontology annotation, molecular function: potassium channel activity; identical protein binding. NCBI's taxonomy places the organism in Eukaryota, Metazoa, Chordata, Actinopteri, Spariformes, Sparidae. Gene Ontology annotation, biological process: potassium ion transmembrane transport.
CUCUGGCUCCGCCCGCCACAUCACUAGCAUGGCGGAACACGGAGCUGGAAUUCCGCCUAUGCGUUAAUGACAGCGUCGCUAAUGGGGGUAACGUCGACCAUGACCAUCCUCUGGAAAUACAGACCUGCUCCCUGAAGUCAUCUAACCAGCUGUGGGGCGACUUUGGCGCCUGUUCCUCCGCGGACACACAGCUGCUGGGCCACCGGCUGGUGUCAGACCUGACAGACGGCGGAUGAAGGCGAGCUGUUCGCCUUGAUGCUCUGAGUUGGACCGUUGCCUUCUCCCCCCCCCCUCACUUUGAACUCCUCGCCGGGGUUAACUAGGCUAGCUUACUCUCUCUGAAGAGUUGCAGAGACAAUAUCAUGGAUUUGCUCGAGGUGCUGCAUUUGGACGAGCUGUCCCACGGGCUGGCAAACUUGUCCAUGUUUCCAUACUUUGACAUGGCGCAUUACAUCGUGUCCGUCAUGGCUCUGAGGGAGCAGCCAGGUGCUCUCGAGGUGUCCAGAGUCAGCCCCUUAGCCUGCUGGUUCAGCUCCAUGCUCUUCUGUUUCGGUGGAGCUGUGCUGUCUGGGAUCAUGCUGGCCGAGCCACCUGUCGCACCUUUAUCCAACGGCACCAGCGUCCUGCUUGCGUCCAUCAUCUGGUACCUGGUGUUUUACUGCCCCAUGGACCUGGUGUACUGCUGUGCCGCCCUGCUGCCUCUCAGACUGGUGCUGUCAGGAAUGAAGGAGGUGACCAGGACGUGGAAGGUGCUCGGAGGGGUCACCCAGGCUCACGGCAAAUACAAGGACAGUCUGCUGGUGAUGAUAGCCAUCGGGUGGGCUAAAGGUGCUGGAGGUGGUCUGAUAAGUAAUUUUGAGCAGCUUGUUCGAGGUGUUUGGAAACCUGAGACUAAUGAGCUCCUCAAAAUGUCUUACCCCACCAAGAUCACCCUUAUUGGAGCGGUGGUGUUUGCUCUGCAGCAGACGCACUACCUGCCUGUCCAGAAGCACCACCUGAUGCUCAUCUACACCAUCUUCACCGUCGUCAACAAGUCGAGGAUGAUGCUCACAGGCUCCUCGGCCUCACCAUUCGCUGCCUUCGAGUCGGCCAUUUACAAGACCCUCUUCACCGGCUCCUCCCCUUACGCCGCCCUCACCGAUGAGGUAACGAAAGCGUGCAUCGACAAUGGCACAAGCAAAAUGACAACCUCCCCCGCCACAACCAAAGAGUCCAGUGAGAACGGAGUAUCAGGGAAGCACACCCCGGUUUCUCCCAACAAGGGACGGAGUGGAUCGCUCAAAGCCAAAGAAGAGUCAGAGAACACGGAGACGACAAGCUGCAAGAAGACCGACUAGUGUGGCCCAUAGCGCCUUUUCACCUCUGAGCAGGGUUGUGGAGUCAUUUUUGAUGCAGAUUUGUCAUGUCAGGACUUAAACUGCUGAAAAUAGAAUUUCAGGAAGAGCUGACUCCAACCGACCCUGCACCUUAUAGUGGGAUAAUCACCCCUUUCCUUAAAGUACUGUGAUAUUCAAUGCUGUCAGACGUGAGCAUCAAUCUGUCCUCGGGCUGAUAGCACACUCGCAGUACAACGUGUAGCUUAAAUUUUAAUAUAUAUUUAUAACGGGUUCAAACUGUUAAUUUUGUCUCGGGGUUUUGGGAACAGCGCUGAAUGUCUGUAUCUUUUUUCGCUCUGUAUAUAUUCUGCUUCAUGUAAAUACUAUAUUUCUUAUCCUGAAGUGGUUAGAAUCAUUUUUAAAAGAGAGAUUAUAUUCUAAAACAUCAGGUAUUUUUCCUAUCGAUACUUAAAUAAUACAAUUGCACUCGUGAAUGUAUGACAGUUCGAGAUGAAAGACACGUUUUUAUUGUAUUGUUCAUUUGACGAAUGCUUUGAGUUGCAGUUGAAAGCAUGAGAUUAAACUGGUUUAAUGGCACGAUAAAAA